Messenger RNA from Venturia canescens, 8040 nucleotides. RefSeq names its product Octopamine beta2 receptor (gene Octbeta2R). Gene Ontology annotation, molecular function: octopamine receptor activity. Bases 2205 to 3518 code for a protein of 437 amino acids. The record is from RefSeq and is a predicted model, not a curated record. NCBI's taxonomy places the organism in Eukaryota, Metazoa, Arthropoda, Insecta, Hymenoptera, Ichneumonidae. The transcript has 3 exons. Gene Ontology annotation, cellular component: plasma membrane. Gene Ontology annotation, biological process: adenylate cyclase-activating adrenergic receptor signaling pathway.
AGCUCUUGCCAUUUGUGUUAUACCGCGUCGUUAUACCUUGCGAAAACGUUUGCGCGCACUAUUCGAUUUUUUCAUCCUUUCCCCGCCCCUCUUCAUUCUGCUUCUCUCAUUCUACACUCGCAACUUGCCAUUUCUACUUCAUGAAAGAGCUUUUGUGCAAACAAUCGUCCUCCCUUGCAUCUCAACGCUGUGUCAGUGCUCUUCCCCUCUCAGUUUGUAUUCGCCGUUUUUAUUAAAUAUACUUUAUAUUAGUUAAUGAAAACAAAACAGAAGGAAACUCCGUCCGCGUGCUUCGCCGUGGUGGAAACGGGCUCGGUGCUGUGCAAAUGAAAUUCAGUGUCCCAGCGGAAGACUCGAAACUUACUUGACUCAAAACAAACCAUAAAUCCUGCGCCUUCUCACCAAGAUUCCUUAAACUCCUGCAAAACGUCGUUAGGUUAAAUGUCAGGUGGGAGAAAUGACUGUAGUUGGAGACAACAUUUGGAAAACACACGCAGCUGAGAAGUUACCAAAGUUUGUUGGGAUUAAAAUUCACAGACAUUGCUGCCCUGCGACCUGUUCCCAGCGUGCUCUUCGAGUGACAAAACCUUGACAAAAAUAGUGAUUGAGAUUGAAAGUGGUGAUCGUAAGAAUACAGCUCUGCGGGAUGUUUAAUGUUCGAACGAUUUCGCCCAGAACAUUGUACGAAACUGCGCGCAAAGCAAUGAAAAAAACAUUCAACAGCAUGGAAAAAAGGGAGUUUGGUUACUGCUCGCUCGACGGGCUUCGCGGUCAAGUAUACGACAAGUUCAGUCGACAAGGGAAACGAUAUAACGAUGCGCUCUUGGAGUGAAAAUAACUAUUAAGCGGCGGCCAAGAACAGAGCGAGAGAGAGUGAAAGAGUGGAAAAGAAAGACAGGCGGAGGGGCUUGGACCGAGUAAAUGAGCGAGUCGUUGAUCAGACACUGAUAUUCACGUGGAUUAUUCGCAUCCGGUAUUUUCCUGAUGGUUACAAAAGUGAAAUAUUUUUUCUCCAAAAAUAAUCAUAGAAAAUGAACGAGUAAUCUUGAUCAACUGAAAAACGCAAACGUUCAUAAAAAAUCGAGUAUAAAUGAAUAAAAUUAUCGAGGCUGAUAUCCUGGCGAGGAAGAAAGAAGGCGUUAAAAGUUAGAGCGAUGGGAAUGGGGAAGAAAAUUUCAUCCGGUUUCUCUUCUUUUUCGUUCUUUCGAGUGUCAACAAAGACGCGGUGAAGUAAGUAGAAACGGUGAGUGCGGUUCAGCGAGGAGCAGCUGGUCUCUACUUUGGCUUCUGCUCUAGAAAAUUCGUUAUUGUGAAUUGAACGUCGAGACGUCAAGGUGUUCGGACACUUCCUUGAGACGAAAAAUCUCUUCUCACCCUCUGGGCUUUUAAAUAUGUACACGAAUACAUUGGGGGUUUGUGGGUACAAAUAUACAUUUUAUUGAAAUGCUGACAAGCAUGUAUUUGUUCUUUCAAACGAUGUUCGACGACAGUUCUACGCCACGGUCGAUUAGACGCAAUUUUAUCUGGAAUUCGGUGCUGUAUGUGAACUUGAAUAUAUAAAAGGAAAGAAGAAAAUUCAACGAGCGCUGGAAACCUGCGUGUGUCGAUAUAAAAAUCGUCGAGGGAAGCACAACUUGUUUAGCGGUCGUUUUAAAUUUUUGUCGAAUGACCUUAAAGUUGGUGACAAAAGUUUCUAAGUUAUCGUGAAGUGCUGAAAUGUUUGGUUAAGUGUUUGGUUAUCUGUUGAGGGGAUAUUCUGAAAAGGAAAAGAACGUAGAAGAUGGGAGAAGGGAUGAAGGAGAAAGAUUAUUCUUUCGAUGCUUCUGACGCAUUAUUUCGACUCGCACAACAGUGAUGUUGGCCUGAUCGUGCUGAUCCGGAUAAACGAAGAAAAGACAUCGUGUUUGGGCUCUUUGACAAACUGCGACUAAUGAUGAUAAGAAGCAUCACAAUGACGAAGUCAUUUGGGUUACGUCGAUUGAACGGUUCUUCCGUAACUUAAUUGAGCCUCUAACUAAAGAGUUGUCAGAAUUGCACAAAAUAGUUAGAAGAUCCAAGAGAACAAAGAACAGAAUACAUAACAGAGCAAGAGCUACGGAAAAAGAAAAAAAGAAAGGAUUAGAGAGAUUUGAAUCGGUCGUACGGUGGCUGAGCUUGGUCAUCGUGUCGGGCGGUUCGUGUCGCCGGUAGUCGUCGAGCGGAGGAUGGCGACGAGUCCGGAAAGUCCAUCGGAUGUCUCGUCGUUGGACGGGAGUUCGGCGACCUUGACGAAUAUAUUGGGAAGGUCGGAUGAUUUUUAUGGGAAUGGGACAAAUUCGAGUAUCGUAGCGCCUGAAUGGCCGAUCGCGGUUUCGAAGGGUUGUGUGCUCGGGUCGAUAAUAAUAACAGCGGUUUUUGGCAAUCUCCUGGUAAUAGUGUCGGUAAUGCGUCAUCGUAAAUUACGGAUUAUAACGAAUUAUUUUGUGGUGUCAUUAGCAUUAGCGGACAUGUUGGUGGCGAUGUUCGCGAUGACGUUUAAUCUUAGUGUGCAAGUUACGGGACGUUGGUUAUUCGGUUAUUUCAUGUGUGACGUAUGGAAUUCACUGGACGUUUAUUUCAGCACAAGCUCGAUACUUCAUUUGAUGUGUAUAUCGGUUGAUCGUUAUUAUGCUAUAAUGAAGCCUCUUAAAUACGCGAUAAACAUGACGAAAAGAGUGGUGGCUUACAUGUUAAUGGCAUGUUGGUUAUCGCCCGCCAUAAUAUCUUUCGUACCGAUAUUCAACGGUUGGUACACGACCAGCGACAACAACGAGUAUCGUCACAUGCAUCCGGAUAUAUGCGAGUUCAAGGUCAACGAAGGUUACGCGAUAUUAUCAUCGAGCAUAUCCUUCUGGAUACCCUGCACAAUAAUGACGCUGACGUAUCUCGCGAUAUUCAGGGAGGCCAACAGACAAGAGAAACAAAUGCACAAUCGUAUGGGCAACGCGAUGCUGUUGGAACACAGGCCCAGCAGGGAUCUUAAUAAUCUUAACGGUGAACUCAACAGUGGUGGAUCCUCGAAGACUCUAACCCUCAACGAAAUCAGCACCGAUCAUCAUCUUCACACACCGACCAAAGACAAGAAUCUCAUUAAAAUGAAGAGGGAGCACAAAGCCGCUCGAACUCUUGGUAUCAUUAUGGGCACUUUCAUACUUUGCUGGUUACCAUUUUUUUUAUGGUACGUCACGACCAGUCUUUGCGGCUCCAGCUGCCAUUGUCCCGAUGUCGUUGUACACGUCGUCUUCUGGAUCGGUUACACCAAUUCGGCACUCAAUCCCCUCAUAUACGCUUACUUCAAUCGUGAUUUUCGGGAGGCCUUUAAGAACACUCUACAAUGCGCAUUUUGCUCGCUAUGCAGGAGGGAGCCCUCCGAUCUCGAGGCACUAGACUUCCGUCGGCCCUCUCUCAGGUUCGACGAUCGAACAAAGAGUAUGUACUCGGAGACGUACAUAACGCACAUUGACCGGCGAAGAUCGAGCGAAUUCGGUAGCAGCCUUUGAGAGGAAACCAAAUUUAGAUUUUAAGUCACGCCCGCAUCCUAAGCACAAGGAAUAUAUAACUUUGAAAGAAAAGCGAAGAAAAAAUGACAAGCCGAAAAGCAGUGAGAUAAAAAGAAGAAAAAACGACAGCAAUCGGUCGUUUCGACCUCGCAAAAUACAUAACGAUACAUAACUACUAAUAUUAUUAUUAUUAUUAUUAAAUUGAUUUAUGAACGUAGAAUUUUUAUUAAGGAUCAACCUGAUUGCUGAUACGUUAUGGCGAGAUCUUUUGUUUUUCAUUUUCAUGAAGUCAUCACACCAAUUAUUUCGCCAUUUCCUCUCGCUCCUUGCCCUAUUUUAUUGCCAAAGUUAGUAAGUAACUACAAGAGCAAAUGACAAAAAAAUUAGGGAAUCAAAAUGAUAAGCAAUCCAGUGUGCGUGCGUGCGUGAGAGUGCCAAGGAGAUACGUCGGUGCGAGCGUGUGUGAAUAUUCGAAAGAAUUUUGACGAGUCACGAGAAUUUUCCAUCCAGUCAAAUAUUCAAAAAAUUCGUAUAGCUCAAAUACCUAAUAAAAGUACGAAAAAAAUUUCUGGUCCAUCGUGCAAAGAAUCCGUUUGGCUUUCGCCGCAUCAGAAAGCGUGAUGAAAGUUUGUUGAACCAAAUGGCAAAUUUUAUUCUGGGAAAAUACGAAUUCUCGGUUGAUAAAAUUAACGUUUGAAAUUCAGAUAAUAUUUAUAAUAUAGAUGUAUAUAAUUCGUCAAAAUAUAUGUUUCGUUGAAGUACUUUAAAAACUUUUGUUCUACCGAUUCGCCACCAUCGUGAUCUAAUGGCCCAGUAAGAAUUUAUUUUAUUCCUUGCAAAUGAAUAUAUUGAAGUUACAAAAAGUCUAAAAAAGAUAUUACAUCAUGCAAAUAUUUGCCUAAAUUUUAAGAUGUUUUUUGGAGUGAUGAAAAUUUUGUAAAUGUGUAAAAAGAGGAGAUUGUACUUUUUGUUUAUUUGACUCGAGGAUUAUUGUCGGAGGCGUUUUGUAAAUUAGUAAAAAUUUCAUGUGCGCGAGAGAACAUUUGUGAUUAAUAAAUGAUAAAAAUACAUAAACAAAUAUUUUUUUUUUUUUUUCAUUUUUCAAUGCUAAGCCGAACAGCAUGAGAUUGUGUGAUUUUUUGUGAUGUUGGGAGAGAAUAGAGUAUGAUUUGCGAUCUGGCACGCGGGUGCCGGAGUUAAGGAAGGGGCAUGACAUGAGCCACUGGUUGGCCCAUCAAUAAUUGACUCUCCUUCAGGGCCUAUUAAGAUAUUAUUAUUGCAAUAAGUUUUAGAUAAUUGUUGAUAAAGAAAUUCGUAAGUUACGUAUAUUUUUCCUCUCUUAGAAGGUUCUCUGGACGAAGACUAAAGUUGCUUUAUCAUUGAUUAUUUUCACGUGUUCCACACACACACACACACACACACACACACACACACACAUACAUACAUACACACACGCAUAGCCACACGUCAUAUACACACAGAAGUAUCUGGACUGAGAAACGUUGGCCAGAUUCGUAAAUAGUUUGUAAUUUAAUACGUGCAAUAUCGAAAUUGUGCUCAAAAGCCCCCGACACGUAACGAGGCGGUCGUUGACACACUAAGUUUUUUCUACUCGUCUCUCCCUUCUUGUUUGUAACAAAUAAACGAAAAAAAAAAAUGAAGAAAAAAUACAAUGAAGCACUGAGAACGAGAAUUUUCAGUGUAUUUUUUCGUCGUUUCUGUUUGUUUUUUUUUACGAAUAAACUCCAAUGACCGUCAAUACUCAUCGAUGUAUAAAUAAUAUAAUUGUACAAUUGUUAAUUGAGUAUACCGCGAAGACUAGACUGGCCUGAUGUAUUUUUUACUCGCCUGGCACUAUCAUUAAUUAUCGCCCACUUCCUUUUUCGGGAUCGCAUAAGUUCAUGCCGUUACCGCAUGAGCUCUUUGAACGAGAAUACAAAAAAAAAAGAGAGAAAAAUUAAUAAAAAUAAAGGGAAAAACACAAAUUGGAAGAAGACAAAACGAAGUAUCGAAAGAACACGUGACGAUGAGAGUAAAAAACGGAAGCAGUCAAACUGGAACUGAAUAACGAUGCAAUAAAAAUAAUAAUAAUAUCAUUGUAAUUAUCGAUAUGACAUAGCUAAAUUUAAUUUAGUAGAUUCGAUGCAACGAUGGAUCUCUUCCCUCUGACGCAACCAGAGUGAAUGCGACCGGAAAAUGAGCAGGAUGAAUAUUUCGCGUUGUUCGAAAAGAGAUUUUGGAACGUUGAUGUAUGCAUAGAUGGAAAAUCCGUCGUCGUUUGUUAAUGAUAAAAGAAAAAAUUUCUCGACGUUAAUCAAACGAAGAAAAAACGAUGCAAUUAUGACUUUUCUCCCUCCCGCAUGAUAGAUGAAUCUGUUGCCAAAAGCAGGAUGAAAAUACGAAUUCUGUGGUGCAUCAGAACGUGCCAAAGAUGCACUCGAGGGUCAGAGAUCGAUAAUAGUAUUUUGGUCGUGUUUUAUUUCAAAAUUGUUGAGUAAACAAAAGUGAUUAUUAUGUAUCGUUGGUUUGUUUUCCUGUAAAAAGGAUAAAGAAUCGUGACAUGAUUGGCACAAAAAGUUUUUCCACGAAUUUGUACGAUUAUUGUGAGCGUGUGAUUUGUAAAUUAUUAUUAUCAUGAAAAAUAUUCAAAAUUCGCCGCAUCGAAAUGGAUUUCAUUGAAUUUUAAAAACUAAAAGUAAAUGAAAAUUAAAGGAAAAUCUUUCACCGUUCGGGAGAUAAAUAUAUUCACGAACCUUUUCGUUGAACAAUGAAGCGCGUGUAUGUGUGUCUGAGUGAGAGAGAGAGAGAAAGAGAAAGAGAAAGAGAGAGACGUCAACAUUCAUCGCUCAGGUGUUUGUAAAUAAUAAAAAAUCAAAUUGUAUACAAAUGUAAGAGGAGAAAAGAGAAAAGAAUAUGUCCAGAAGAUAUACAUGUAAUCGAAAAAAAAUCUGUUAGUAUCGUGCAAUAACGGAAGGGGUUAAAUAGGAAAGAAAAAAAAAGAGAAAGAGUCUUGAACAAAAUAUAUUUCCUUCAGUUCAGAGGGAGCAAAGUGUUCGUUAGCUUGUACGUCUCGUGUAAUCUACUAGAGUACCUACGACCCAGAUUCGUACUCCCAACCCCCUUGCAUUCAACGAAAGAAGUAAAAAACAAUUUGAAAAAAUUAAAUUUCAAAGGUUUUCCAAAGUUUCUCCCUCGAUCUCCCCGGACUCCACACCUUCCUAUCCUCUCGAUUAUAUCCGUGCGUAUAAACAAUCAAAUGCAGUAUACAUGUGUAUCAAGUAUAAGCAAUCUCGUAAACAAGAAAAAGAAAUUACAGAAACACACUCACACACACACACAUUAGAAACAAAUAAAACAUGGAUGUUAGCUGAAAAUUCGACCUACGUAGACUGUACACAUUCCCUGGAAUUGGUACAGAAUUUCCUUCACUGUGACGAAAUUCAUAUUCACAUGGAAUUGCGAGAAUAUACCGAAGCGAAAUAAAAAAAAUAGUCUCAUAAUAUCGGGGCUACCGGCAAGAGUGCAGAGCGAUAGUAAUUGUGCAUUUAUUCAAAACUUGUAAUUUGAAGGUUUUUUUUAAAAAAUAAAUUAGACUUGACAAGCGUUUCAUCGAGUCUCCGUAGAUAAAUUUGAAAAGACAAAAGUAUUUUUUCGUCGUUUCCUAUUCCCAGGCAGGUUGCAAUAAUCAAGAAAAUAAAAAUUCAAACAUCAGUGAGAAAAACUACUGCAAAUAAGUUCAUAAAUGUACAAUUAUAUGUGGAGAGAAAUGCUAGAGAAAAAUGGCAAUCGAAAUUCGUCACAAAUAGCUUUCCUCCGAUGUACCCGAGGGGAUGGAUGAGCGAACCAAAAACAGCAAUUUGUAUCACAGAUCUUUCAACGUUUGUGUAUAUGUAUGUAUUUUUCUGAGGCAGAUGAAUCGAAGAAUCAAAAUGCAAAUAAGGGAGAGACCGAAGCGAAUAAAGAAAAAACAAAACAAAACGAAAAAAUAAUACCAAAAAGAAACAAAAAUAAUGUCGAAAAACCAGCCUGAUAACACGACACGAACAAUCGCUAUCAGCUGCGAGAGAUAAAGAGAUUAAAUAAGAGGAAAAAAUAAAUAUGUGUAUAAAGAUUUAAGUGUAUAAAAAAAAAACGUUACUAUUAUAAUUAGGCUACGUCGUCGAUCGAUCAUCGCAGCAGGAUACUCGAUCGUUGCAGGAACAAAUAAAAACAACAAUUAUAUAGAAUCCUGCGUUUCCUCUAGUCAUACACCAAGACCAAUGCAAUGUAAAAAAAGAAAAAAAGAAAGAAAAAAAAACAAGAAGAAGAAACAUGAAAAUAUGUAAGAAAAAAGAAUUAAGAUAUCAUCGAGGGUGAGAGGGUGCAAACGCUAAUAAAUUACAAAUCAUAAACACACACGUUCGGGCAGAGCAAUCAGAAUCGAGCUUUACUUUUGCCAUUUAUUCCCAUUGACCAUUUAUAUUUUUUAUUAUAAACCGUUUGUUCUAUCGUCUCAGUAAAUCACAUCGUCGACCAAAUAAAA